Vigna unguiculata (cowpea) is the source of this 2154-nucleotide messenger RNA. RefSeq names its product Tubulin/FtsZ family protein (gene FTSZ2-1). Gene Ontology annotation, cellular component: cytoplasm; chloroplast. Gene Ontology annotation, molecular function: GTP binding; GTPase activity. NCBI's taxonomy places the organism in Eukaryota, Viridiplantae, Streptophyta, Magnoliopsida, Fabales, Fabaceae. The record is from RefSeq and is a predicted model, not a curated record. Gene Ontology annotation, biological process: chloroplast fission.
GGUUAUUGAAAAGAAAAGCCCUCUCGUCGAGUAGGGGUUUUCAAUUCCAAAGCUGGUCCUGUCUGUAUAUGGUGUUGGCGUUGGCAUUGGGACGCUCAUCACACCCAAACAAAACCCACCUUGAGGACCAAUUUCAUUUCUCACUUAUCAACAAAAACAAAACACCUCAAAAUGCAAACACGCUCACUCUGAGAGAAUAAUUCCACUGCUCCUUUCCAUAUCACCACUCAAAUGCUACUCUCACUCUCUCAGACCCCUUCAGUUUUGCAGGUAUAGGACGAAGGAAUUUCGAGCGAAUUGCAACAUUCACGUAUUGAAUUUACUGCUGCUAGUUUUUUCGUGAAUUUUUCAGAAGCCGCUAUUUCAGUACUGUGAAAAUGGCUACCUAUUAUGCACCUUCGAAUGCUAGAAAUUCAGCGGGGGUGCUGGCUGUUGUUGGAGGAAGAACAAUUUCUGAGAAUCACGGUGGCAGAUUGUUCUCUUUGAAAAUUCAAGAGAGCAAGUACGUGUUUGGCAGUAGUAGAAAGUGUGGUUCGAUUCAAGUGAAGUGCUCCACGAAUUCCCAUAGUAUAAGUCGCAAAGAUCCUUUUCUGGAUCUGCACCCUGAGGUUUCAAUGCUUAGAGGAGAAGGAGGGAGUGCAUUGAACAACCCUAGACCUAGAAAGGAUGUAUCAGGUGGAAAGGUUGCUGAAAGCUUAGAAGCCACCAUGAAUCCAAGUAACUACAAUGAAGCUAAGAUCAAAGUCAUUGGUGUGGGUGGAGGUGGGUCAAAUGCAGUCAAUCGUAUGAUAGAGAGUUCCAUGAAUGGUGUUGAGUUCUGGAUUGUUAAUACUGAUAUUCAGGCCAUGAGAAUGUCGCCAGUCAUUCCUCAGAACCGGUUGCAAAUCGGUGAGGAGCUUACGCGAGGUCUUGGCGCUGGUGGUAACCCUGAGAUUGGUAUGAAUGCUGCCAAGGAAAGCAAGGAAUCAAUACAGGAGGCAGUUUAUGGAGCUGAUAUGGUCUUUGUCACUGCCGGAAUGGGUGGAGGAACUGGCACCGGUGGAGCUCCAGUUAUUGCUGGUAUCACAAAGUCAAUGGGUAUACUGACUGUUGGUAUUGUCACAACUCCCUUUUCUUUUGAAGGACGAAGACGGGCAGUUCAAGCACAAGAAGGAAUUGCAGCCUUAAGAGAUAAUGUUGAUACACUGAUAGUUAUUCCAAAUGAUAAACUGCUGACUGCAGUUUCUCAAUCUACCCCUGUAACUGAAGCAUUCAAUCUGGCUGAUGAUAUUCUUCGACAAGGUGUACGUGGUAUAUCUGAUAUUAUUACGAUACCAGGAUUGGUGAAUGUCGACUUUGCUGAUGUUCGAGCUAUAAUGGCCAAUGCAGGUUCUUCACUUAUGGGGAUAGGAACUGCAACUGGGAAAACAAGGGCAAGAGAUGCUGCAUUAAAUGCCAUCCAGUCACCUUUACUAGAUAUUGGCAUAGAAAGGGCAACUGGAAUCGUAUGGAACAUAACUGGUGGAAGUGAUUUGACCUUGUUUGAGGUGAAUGCUGCAGCUGAAGUUAUAUAUGAUCUUGUGGAUCCCACUGCUAAUUUGAUAUUUGGAGCAGUAAUUGAUCCAUCACUCAGUGGUCAAGUAAGCAUAACACUAAUUGCAACUGGAUUCAAGCGUCAAGAGGAAAGUGAAGGGAGGCCUACACAGGGCAGUCAACUCAUACAAGGAGAAACCAUUGGUAUCAAUAGGCGGUCUUCCUCUUUCACUGAUGGUGGUUUUGUUGAGAUCCCUGAGUUCUUAAAGAAGAAGGGGCGCUCACGUUAUCCAAGAGUUUAAUAACCUUUCUCUCAAGUUCUUUAAUCCCUCGCAUCUCUUUACCAGACAAAUUUUAGAGAUUCAAAUCUCAUCAGUUUAGGCAUUAGGUCCUGUUUUGCCCUCUUUUACAUUUUUAGGUCCGUUUUGUGUAUACAGUGUUCAGGAAAGCAAAGCACUUUCCAAACCGUUGUGUUGAGUUGAGGCUUGUUGGCAUCUUCUAAUAAGUUUAUUAGUUUGUAUUUUUGUACAGAGAAUAUAUCAGUAUGGUCAGGGCAUGUUAGUGUUACCAGCAACUCAAGAUUAAAUUCGUGUACAUGAAAGUUCUUGGUUCCGAAGACAAAACCGAGAACGUUUCACAUUC